GCGGGCGGGUGAGCCGCGGGGCGGGCGAGCGCUGCCUGCGCGCACCUGGAAGGCCCGGGUCCCAGGGCUGCCUCUCCUGCCAGAGCUGCCACCGAAGCCGGACCCCGACUCUCCUCUGCUCGCGAGGUUGCAGCCGUCGCCUUCCUCUUCGUUGGGGGUCUCAGGUGUCACCGACCUAGUGAGGGGGAAGCAUCACCCGACUUCACAUACUCUACAGCAUCUCCUCCCCGGCUCCUACUGCAGAAAAUCGGAAAGCACCGAAGGCCAUCAUCUAGGUACCAAGAUGCAGUUUUCUGGAAGAAUGAGGAAGAAACUGAGGUUGGCAGGUGACCAGAGAAAUGCUUGCUACCCUCAUAGCCUCCAGUUUUACUUGCAACCACCUUCUGAAAACAUAUCCUUGAUAGAGUUUGAAAGCUUGGCUAUUGAUAGACUGAAAUUGCUAAAAGCGAUUGAAAACCUUGGUGUGAGUUAUGUGAAAGGGACAGAGCAGUACCAGAGUAAGUUGGAGAAUGAGAUUCGAAAACUCAAGUUUUCCUACAGAGAAAGUUUAGAAGAUGAAUAUGAGCCACGGAGACGAGAUCACAUCUCUCACUUUAUUCUGCGCCUUGCUUAUUGCCAGUCUGAAGAUCUUAGACGAUGGUUCAUUCAACAAGAAAUGGAUCUCCUUCGGUUUCGAUUCAAUAUUUUACCCAAGGACAAAGUUCAAGAUUUCUUGAAGGAUAGCCAUAUGCAAUUUGAGGCUAUAAGUGAUGAAGAGAAGAACCUUCGAGAGCAGGACAUUGUUGCCUCAUCGCCAAGUUUAAAUGGGGUCAAGUUGGAAUUUGAGUCAGUUUAUAAGAUCCCUUUUGCUGAUGCGCUGGAUUUGUUCAAAGGAAGGAGAGUCUACCUGGAAGAUGGCUUUGCUUAUGUGCCACUUAAAGACAUUGUGGCCAUUGUCCUGAAUGAGUUUAGAGCCAAGCUUUCCAAGGCUCUGGCACUCACAGCCAGGUCCUUGCCCACCGUGCAGUCUGAUGAAAGACUUCAACCCCUACUCAACCACCUCAGUCAUUCUUACACUGGUCAAGAUUAUAGUACACAAGGAAAUUCUGGGAAGAUUUCUUUAGAUCAAAUUGAUUUGCUUUCUACCAAAUCCUUCCCACCUUGCAUGCGGCAGUUGCAUAAGGCCUUGCGAGAUACUCAUCAUCUUCGUCAUGGAGGCCGCAUGCAGUACGGCCUCUUCCUGAAGGGCAUCGGCUUAACACUGGAACAGGCUUUGCAGUUCUGGAAGCAAGAAUUUAUCAAAGGAAAGAUGGAUCCAGACAAGUUUGAUAAAGGUUAUGCUUACAAUAUCCGACAUAGCUUUGGAAAGGAAGGCAAGAGGACAGACUAUACACCUUUCAGUUGUAUGAAGAUUAUUCUAACCAAUCCACCAAGCCAUGGGGAUUAUCACGGGUGCCCAUUCCGUCACAGUGACCCAGAGCUGCUGAGGCAGAAGCUGCAGUCAUACAAGAUCUCCCCUGGAGGGAUAAACCAGAUUUUGGAUUUUGUAAAGGGGACACAUUAUCAGGUUGCCUGUCAAAAAUACUUCGAGAUGACACAUAAUGUAGAUGAUUGUGGCUUUUCUUUGAAUCAUCCGAAUCAGUUCUUUUUUGAGAGCCAGCGGAUCCUAAAUGGUGGUAAAGACGUCAAGAAAGAAUCCAGCCAUCCAGAAACACCUCAACCCAAACCUAGUGUCCAGAGAAACAGAGAUGCACCGCCUGCUCUGGCCUCGGCAAAUUCCUCCCUGGACAUGGACCUGGAGGGGCUAGAAGAUUACUUCAGUAACUGAACAGGGAGUUAGUAACUCUGCUCCUGUCCCCCCCCCCCACAGCCAUCCUUUCCUGUUGUUAAGGUUGUGCUUUUUUCUUUUUAAACCUUUUUCUCUUGAACUACUUCUUCUGCCCCACUCACACCAUGUACACACAUGUUUUAGGCAAACAGACUUGCAGAUUUAAACAAAGACCUCCACUAUGUUCUUCUUUGACAGAGGGGAGGAGUUUCUGUUCAAAUCUUUCAUUGAAUAUUGCCAACUAAAUCCUAUUUCUGUAAAAUCAAAACAGCCUUCUGGACUGGUUACAGCCCCAGGAUGCAACAUAGCUUAAACCAACCAUUUGCUUUAAGGCUUAACACUCUGUAGUUUUGACCUAGUUAUUUUCUGGACCGUUUUUAUAAUAAAUGUCACAAUGUGCAUGA
Jaculus jaculus (lesser Egyptian jerboa) is the source of this 2211-nucleotide messenger RNA. It is a transcript of the gene Prim2, whose product is annotated as DNA primase subunit 2. The record is from RefSeq and is a predicted model, not a curated record. Gene Ontology annotation, cellular component: alpha DNA polymerase:primase complex. The transcript has 14 exons. Gene Ontology annotation, biological process: DNA replication, synthesis of primer. Bases 284 to 1807 code for a protein of 507 amino acids. NCBI's taxonomy places the organism in Eukaryota, Metazoa, Chordata, Mammalia, Rodentia, Dipodidae.